Molecule: messenger RNA, 1543 nt
Organism: Rhinichthys klamathensis goyatoka
Lineage: Eukaryota; Metazoa; Chordata; Actinopteri; Cypriniformes; Leuciscidae
Gene: cyth3a
Product: cytohesin 3a
Exons: 13
Coding region: 50-1240 (396 amino acids)
Biological process (GO): regulation of ARF protein signal transduction
Molecular function (GO): guanyl-nucleotide exchange factor activity
Source: RefSeq, a predicted model, not a curated record
UAGUAAUCUGUUACUGCAGGACGUUAUUUACAUCAAGUCUCUUCGCAACAUGAACAUGGAUGAAGAUAACCGAGUGCCUGAAGAUCUUUCACUUGAAGAGAGAGAUGAACUGUCCAACAUUAGACGGAGGAAAAAGGAGUUGCUAGAUGACAUUGAGAGGUUAAAGUUUGAGAUCUCAGAAGUCAUGACAGAGAUUGAGAAUUUAACAUGUGUCAGGGAGACCAAAAGCACUCAGAGGAACAAGCAGAUUGCUGUUGGAAGAAAGAAAUUCAAUAUGGAUCCUAAAAAGGGAAUCCAAUUUCUUUUGGAGAAUGAUCUUCUGCAACACACACCUGGGGACAUCGCUCAGUUCCUCUAUAAAGGCGAAGGCUUAAACAAAACUGUCAUAGGAGAUUAUUUAGGGGAACGAGAUGACUUCAACAUUAAGGUUUUGCAGGCGUUUGUGGAGCUUCAUGAGUUUGCUGACCUCAACCUGGUGCAAGCAUUGAGGCAGUUUUUGUGGAGUUUCAGACUUCCCGGUGAAGCACAGAAGAUAGACCGAAUGAUGGAGGCCUUUGCUGCUCGAUAUUGCCAGUGUAACCCAGGUGUCUUUCAGUCCACAGACACUUGCUACGUUCUAUCGUUCUCCGUCAUCAUGCUCAACACCAGCCUCCACAACCCUAAUGUCAGAGACAAGCCCACAGUGGAAAGGUUCAUCCUCAUGAAUCGGGGCAUCAACGAGGGAGGAGAUCUGCCCGAGGAGCUGCUCAGAAAUUUAUAUGAAAGCAUUAAGAAUGAGCCUUUCAAAAUUCCCGAAGAUGAUGGGAAUGAUCUAACUCAUACAUUCUUUAAUCCAGACAGAGAGGGAUGGUUGCUAAAACUUGGGGGAAGAGUGAAGACCUGGAAGAGGAGGUGGUUCAUUUUGACAGAUAACUGUCUAUAUUACUUUGAAUAUACAACAGACAAAGAGCCUCGGGGGAUCAUUCCACUGGAGAAUCUUAGUAUAAGAGAGGUGGAGGAACCAAGAAAACCAAAUUGCUUUGAGCUUUACAAUUCCAGUCAUAAGGGGCAAGUAAUUAAGGCAUGCAAGACGGAGGCUGACGGGAAGGUGGUGGAGGGGAAUCACGUUGUCUACAGAAUAUCCGCACCCACGCCGGAAGAGAAGGAAGAGUGGAUCAAAUCCAUCAAGGCAAGCAUUAGCAGGGAUCCUUUCUACGACAUGCUGGCUACUAGAAAACGGCGAGUGGCUGCUAAAAAGUGAGCCGUGGACCUAACGUCGUGGUUUUAAGGAUCACUCUUUAAAUGUAAACCUUCACAUGGGGUCCUGCAUCCUUCAGAAGGUGACAAAUAGUCAGAGGCAAGAGCUCUCUGAGGAUAAAGAAGGACAAGAUUUUAAAAAUGUUGGUGUCUGUAAAGGUCAUGUGCUAAUCUAAAGGGUAUGUAUGUACUUAAUGUUUAUCUCCAAAUGAAUUGUAUUGAGAGUGCAAUGAUGGUAAUGGAUGCAAUUAUAUGCUGAAUUUGUGUUUGUCCAAAAGAACUUUAAGAGACUGACUUUGCCACAAUA